CUUGAACAAUUCCCUAUCCACAUCAGCCUCUUCGAACUCUCCUCUUCUUACGUCUAUGAGUUGAUCAAAUUUACAUCCCAUUCUUGAUCAUGGAACUCGAGCUCAGCAAAAGAUCUUCGGCGUACACCCCCGAACAAAUCGCUCAAUGGGAGGAAUAUAUCAAUCUUCCUUCUCAGUACCGCUUGAGCUCCAAGCCUACGUUGAACCUCAAUUAUCUUACGGCUCUGCAUACUUAUCAGAUUGCCCACGUCCCUUACGAGAAUCUCGUUCUUCAUUAUUCUAGCAAGCAUGAGGUGGACUUAGAUCCGCAAGUGCUUUUCCAAAAGAUUGUGGGAAACAAGAGGGGAAGAGGAGGGUAUUGUAUGGAGAACAGCAUUUUCUUUAACCAUAUUCUUAGAGCAUUGGGUUGGACUGUUUAUACAGCGGGCGUAAAGAUUAGACCUAGAGUUGGAGGGGUUCCUGGUGGUAAUUUUACGGGGUGGGUUCACAUCGUCAAUAUCGUCACUCUUCCCACGGGCGAGAAAUACCAGCUCGAUGUCGGCUUCGGAGGGGAUGGUCCGACACAUCCUCUGCCCCUCAUCCACGGUCACGAAUCGCUGAACCUGGGAACCCAGACCGUGCGUUUACUCCACCGUCCAAUUCCUUGCAACGUCGAUCAGACUCAGAAAUGGUGGGUAUAUCAAUACCGUAACUCUUCUACCCAGGAAUGGAACACCUUCUAUGCCUUUCCCGAGCUGGAAUUCAGCGAGGCGGAUUUUGGUGUUAUGAAUUGGUGGACGAGUCAAAGCAUGUACGAGUCAAAUUUUCAGACGAGAAGAGUAUUGAUUGUGAGGUUCUUUCUUGGAAAGGUUGAUGAGGAUCUAGAGAGGGGAAGUGAGGAUGAGGAGGGUAAAGGAGGAAAGGAAGGCAUUGUGGGGAAGGCUAUGCUGGUUGACGGGGAGGUGAAGAGGAAUGAUGGAGGCAAGACGAGAGUUUUGAUGGUCUGUAAGAGUGAGGAGGAGAGGGUCAAGGUCAUUAGAGAGCACUUUGGAAUUGAGUUGACACAGGAAGAAAUUCGGGCUGUGAGAGGAAGGAUUGUAGAGCUAAAACACGACUAAGAGACUACAUGGUUGGCUGUGAAAUUCCCAAAUCUCACUCCUACCAAGUGUCC
Mollisia scopiformis is the source of this 1150-nucleotide messenger RNA. RefSeq names its product arylamine N-acetyltransferase 1. The transcript is spliced from 2 exons. Gene Ontology annotation, molecular function: acetyltransferase activity. The coding region runs from base 90 to 1097 and encodes 335 amino acids. The record is from RefSeq and is a predicted model, not a curated record. Lineage: Eukaryota; Fungi; Ascomycota; Leotiomycetes; Helotiales; Mollisiaceae.